UGUGAUGCACAGCUGGUGAGGGAAGCAAGGAUGCUGCCUGCAGAGAACAUCGUCUGCUGCCGUGGUUACCUUCUUAACCCGCAUGAUCUGCUGAACUUCCUUCACAAGUAGUCUGGAAAAGCCAUGGAGGCCAAACCGCAGGAGGUGGGACCUCGAAACCGACUCCACCCGGCCGGCCGUCUGCAUGUGGUCCACUGAGAGCAUGGAGCCCGAGAAAGCUCACACCCAGAGCAGCUUCUUCCACAAGGUGGACGUACCCGACCACGCUCACUACAUCGUGGCCGUGUUUGUCUUGGUGAUCGGGACUCUGGGCAUCACAGGAAAUGCGCUGGUGAUGUUCGCUUUUUACAGCAACAAAAAACUCCGUAGCCUGCCCAACUACUUCAUCAUGAACCUGGCUGUCAGUGACUUCCUCAUGGCCUUCACACAGUCGCCCAUCUUCUUCAUCAACUGCCUGUACAAAGAAUGGGUCUUUGGAGAAAUGGGCUGUAAAAUGUACGCUUUCUGCGGCGCCUUAUUCGGCAUCGCGUCCAUGAUAAACCUCCUGGCUAUCUCCAUCGACCGCUACCUGGUGAUCACCAAGCCGCUGAAGGUCAUCCACUGGAGCUCCAAGCGAAGGACCACACUGGCGAUUGUCAUGGUCUGGUUGUAUUCUCUGGCCUGGAGUCUGGCUCCGCUUGUAGGAUGGAGUUCUUACAUCCCUGAGGGCCUGAUGACAUCAUGCACGUGGGACUACAUCACAUACACAGUGGCCAACAGGAGCUACACGAUGAUGCUGUGUUGUUUUGUGUUCUUCAUCCCGCUCUUGAUCAUUUUCUACUGCUACCUCUUCAUGUUUCUGGCUGUCAGGGAAACGAGCAGGGAGGUAGACAGGCUGGGAACCCAAGUGAGGAAAUCCACAUUAAUCAAGCAGAAAUCCAUCAAGAGUGAGUGGAAGCUGGCAAAAAUCGCCUUUGUGGUCAUUGUGGUUUAUGUCCUCUCUUGGUCGCCGUACGCCUGUGUCACACUGAUUUCCUGGUCUGGGCAUGCCAACAUCCUAUCGCCGUACUCCAAAGCCGUACCUGCAAUCAUCGCAAAAGCCUCCACUAUCUACAAUCCUAUCAUCUACGCCAUCAUUCACAAUAAAUACAGGAUGACCCUGGCCGAGAAGUUUCCCUGUUUGUGGUUUCUGUCUCCCGCCCCUCGGAAGGAGUGCAUCUCCUCCUCCAUCAGUGAGUCAUCCUUCAGGGACUCCGUCAUCAGUCGCCAGUCAACGGCGUCCAGGACUCACUGCAUUAGCACAUCCUUCAAACACGCCGACACGGUACUGAGGGGUGUGGAGAUGGCACCUUUGGGUAGGAGGUCCGGUGAUUCCUUCAGGAGCGUGUCGUCCUACCAUCAACCCAGCAGAGUCAAUUCUUUCAGGAGGCAAUCCGAGCGGAAUGCCACCCAUAAAGUGGAGAAGCAUCCAUGUAUUGGUGACUCAUCCAGCAGCUGUGAGCAUGAACUGGUUUCUAGCACUCUCACCAGUGCCACUCUCCCAUUACUAGUUCUUACCAGGAGGCGGAGUCGCAGUCUGACCCAUAAGAACUCAUGGAAGGACCCUGAUAGGCCGCGCGGCUACAAGAGCAGCUCGGCCGACUCCCUUAGCGUCGGAAGAGUCCCGGCUGCUGAGUCGCAGACGAAACAGGACGUCCCUCACAUUGUCGUCAUAAGUCCCACGUCUGAAAGCAGACUGGCUCACCAGGAUAGCCUCUGCUUGGAGGAGGUGAUGGGGAGCAACGCUUUUGUCAGCCUCAACUUCUCAUCAGAGGUCUUGGAGGCGGUGGAGUUGCUAUCCUGACCUAACCCCGUUUUCGGCUCUUUUCCACUCCUAUGGUCUUACACUAUACUGUCACUGCGACUGGCAACAUUUUCAUGGCCGAGGACCUUUGUAGGGAGGAAAAAGCCUGACCAGAAACUGCUGACUUGGGCAAAAAUGUAUCCUACUGUACAUCCUGGAGAAGAACUGGUUCAUGUCAAGCGAAGCCAUGAAUUGGUCCGGUUUCAGUUAAUCCCCUGGACUGAGUUUGUGGGAUUGGUUCCCUCCCUGGUCGUCACCAGGUGGCGCAACACCUUCAUCACGCACAAGACGUUUGGUUAAGAUCUGACCUUGUGGAUCUGAGUUGUGUUCAAGUUUGACAUUAAUCAGAUCCAGUAGCGUCAUUAGGGCCUAUUUUAGGGGGGCUUCAGCACCCUGUUAUUUGUUUUUUUGGAUUUUUUAAAAAUGUAUACUACAUUCAUUCAUAUUCUGUGCAUCUCCAGGGAACUGAGCCCCCCCCGUCCUAAGAAUCUAGUGACGCCCCUGAUGCCUCAGAUCAAUGGACUUGAAGGAGUUUGAGUCACAUCCCAAAUGUCAUCCCCCUUGAGAUGCACAGGAUAUGAAUGAAUGUAUAGACAUUCAAAAAAAAAUCAAAAAAUCCCCCCAAAAAAUAAGGAACAAGAACCGGGAUAUAACUUUCCCACUUUUGGACAAAUUUAGUAGAGAUACUCAAUAGUUUUAGGCCACCAUUACAUUUACACAAAUACACACAAUCUACACUGCAAAAACCAAUAGACAGUGAUCAAUUACAUAAUAUUCAUUAUUAUAUUAUUAAUUACACUAUUAUUAUUACUACCACCAUUAUUCUUCUUCUGAUUAUUAACAAAAAAGAAAAUAAAUUGUAAUUUUUUUAAAUUACUUUGAGGAAAACCUCACAAUGUGAUGACAAUAAAGACAGUAAAUAUUAUUGGUAAUUAAUUAAUAUAAUUAAGAAAAAAUAUUAUAUAUAUAUAUAAAUAAAUAAUAAUAUUUAUAUAUAAAUAAAAAACAUCUGAAUAACAAGAUAUUAUAUUAUAUAAUAAUAAUAAUAAUAAUAAUAAUAAUAAUAAUAAUAAUAAUAAUAAUAAUAAUAAUAAUAAUAAUAAUAAUAAUAAUAAUAAUAAUAAUAAUAAUAAUAAUAAUAAUAAUAAUAGAUUUUAUUUGUAUAGCGCUUUUCAAAAUACUCAAAGACACUUUACAGAAGAAUGGAGUUGAAUAAAAGCAAGUAAACAGAGUAGAAGACACACCAUAAUACAACAUUCAUUCGUUAAUACACAGUUAAAACAUGAGAAAAAGCGGGGCGGGGCACAUAUAUAUACAUAUAUGCAUAUAUAUAUAUAUAUAUUAUAAUAUUAACAAGAAAGACCUUUUAUGAGAAUAAAAUUUAAAUAUCAAUUUUUGAUCAAUUUGGUCAAAUUGAUCAAUUAUAUAAUAAUCAUUAUUAUAUUAUUAAUUAGCCUAUUGUUAUUAUUAUCAUCAUUAUUCUUCUUCUGAUUACUACUACUACUACUACUAAUAGUAUUAGGCUAGUAUUAGCCUGCUUAUUGGCUUGCUUAUUAGCCUGUUUUGCCCUAUUAUAUAAAAUUUGUCAUUUUUUAGUAAAAAAAAAAAUUAUAAAAAAUAUCAAAUUAUUUAGUGGGGGGUUUAAGAACAUUUUACGGGGGACUGAAGUGCCCCUAAAAUAGGCCUAAUGAUGCCACUGUAUAAAAAACAGGAUUGGCAAUCUUUAUUUGAAGCUGUAUUUUUUCCAACGAUGGAGCAUUUUCCAUGCAGAAGGAUUCUAAUGGUAAAAUGUACAAUGUCUUGUUGUUAUUGCUGCUUUUGCCAGAAUGGACUUUUCAGGUAGACAGUCAUUAGUAGGUUGAUACGGAAAUUAAUUUCACUCCAAUGUUGUGCCCGUCGUGUGGAUACUGUACACAAAAUCUCCAUAAAUCCUUUACAUAUGCAGUAAAAACACUAAUUGUGUUUUUUUUUAUAUACUUAACAGCCUUUUAGCAUAGCAAAAUCCCACAGAGAAAUCCUGAACCCACUCUUGAGACCAAACAGAUGAUGCUCUAUAUUCAUCCAAAAAAAAAUGCAGUUUUGACCUCCAUUCUUCCUGCUUCUAUCGCAUGUAAUGACAGCAACAUACCACUAGAGGCCGGUAAUAAACCAAGUGUAGCAUAUAAUUUCCGGUUUAUUUCACAUAUUUAUAGUAAAUGACAAAUAUAUACAUAUAUAUAGCUGUCUAAUAUAACACUUGAUCAUUUGCAGGAGUAAGUAAUUAUAUUAUAUUAAGUCCAUGAUAUUAUCCAUAAUAUUAAGUUUAGCUGCGUCCAAAUGAUUACAUUUUGUUACAAUAUUAAUCAGAGUAAAGUAAUGCUAACUAGCAUGGUUAGUUGCGUCUAAAAUAACUUCAAUUCGGGUGACUAUUGUAUCCAGAAAUCAACGGUAAACAUUUUUUUAAAAGGCUAGUAAGCAUUUUAUAGCUAAAGUAAUCGUUCUAACACACAUUUCAAGCUUUAAAAAAACGACCGUUUUCCUGGUUUGUGACGUCACUCCUAAAACAUGGCGUCACCUUUCACACCCCAAGGAGGAAAAACACCAAGGUAAGUCAAAAUGGUUCCAAUGAAAUGUUUCCUUGUAAUUUUUUUUAAUUUAACUGUGGUAUCUUGCCCAAUUAUUAACGUCGGGCAAACGUCAAGGUAAUAUGAUUUUUUUUUUUAACUGCUGUUUUGUUGUGUUACAUUGUGUCAACAGUGUGUGUGUGUUGGGGGUGUAGUGUAUGUUGAUGUU
Molecule: messenger RNA, 4594 nt
Organism: Doryrhamphus excisus (bluestripe pipefish)
Lineage: Eukaryota; Metazoa; Chordata; Actinopteri; Syngnathiformes; Syngnathidae
Product: melanopsin-A
Biological process (GO): visual perception; G protein-coupled receptor signaling pathway
Cellular component (GO): membrane
Molecular function (GO): G protein-coupled receptor activity
Source: RefSeq, a predicted model, not a curated record